CGAUCGCCACCGUCUACUUUACUCGCUUAUCACUCACAGUAAAAUACCAUUGGCGGCCUACAAAAGACCUUCGAUCACCAUGACACUUACUGUUUGCGUCGGAAGCUCCGGUUCCGGAAAAACAACCUUCUUGGAAGACGUUUAUAAGAGUCACAAAUGUAUCUAUAUUCGUCAGUACCAUAUCAUGCGUCCGUACAUAACGGUUUCCAAGAUCCCCAACUUCGAUGCUACCCGACUUCCCUAUUGGGACAUUUACGUCAAGGAAGAGAAGGCUGAAAAAAUCCAAGUCGGCGGUACUAUGGCCGGAGAAUUCACGGCUGGACUUUCGGGCGGGCAGCGCAAGUUGCUUCUCUUUGAAUUAAUUUGCCAGCGUACGGCCUCACAGUCUGAGCUUUUGGUUGUCCUUGACGAACCCUUUGCGGGAGUCACAGACGAUUUUGUUCCGUUUAUUGUUGAGCGCCUGAAUGAGCUUCGUCAAAAGCACAACGUGCUGCUGGUAACCAAUGAUCACGUGACGACUCUCACCACUAUGGCCGACAACAAGAUCACAGUCUCUGCGAUUGAUCGUUCCACCGUUCGCAUCAACGAUCGCGAAAAGGUUGACCGCGAAAAAGCCAUCAUGGCACUUUCCGUCGGAGACGCGUACUCAUACCAGGCUACCAACGCUGAUCUGAAGUUCUUUUACGAUGUAGAAAUACAUUCCAGCAGCGCCUUGAUUGGUAUCGCCUGCUUUACCAUUUUUUGCUACAGUCUCUUUAUAGCUACAUUCUGGGAUUCCGAAGAAAGCAGUCAAGCGCUAGUGCUGGUUGCCGGAGGUAUCAUUUCGUACUUCUGCGUCAAUCCAUAUUUGCUAAGUCUCGUUGACUGGCGGAAUGCCCAAAAUGAAGAAGCUGAGGCUCUAGUCCAUGCUUCGAAAACAAUGAACAAGACUCUCAAAACACUCUUAACGUUUUCGCUUAUACUUAUCAUUUCCUUGAUUGAGUUCGGAGUCGUCAAUGCUACUAUCGAUGGGCUCUCUGAGAUUAAAUUCUGGGUCGCAAUGCUUUUCGAUAGUGCUUCCUUAACGUUUACUUUGAUUUGCUUGGGGCUCUACACCAAUAUGCCAUUUCAAGCGGUUCAAGUUGUCGGAAGCUUGCCAUUUUUGCUGAUGAUCUUUCUUUCCACAACGUUUUCUCCAGGGUCAGGUGUUCCUGUCCUGAAGGAACUUCGCUACUUGUAUGCGCGAUUCUAUUUCUGGUGUAUGGUUCCUGCUGUACAAGACACAAUGGAAAAUUGUCCGUCCGACAAUGUGAUUCUUGUGUACGUGAUCUUGAGCGGAUGCUUGGGUGUUUUUAUUUUCCUUGUAGUUAUGGCAAUCCUUAAAAUCAAGAGGGGAAUCCAGAAGGAUAAGGCUGAGACGAAGCGUGCAGGACUCCGUGAUGAUGAGUUUACGGAGCUUCAAGUCGAAUUAUACGGGACAAAGGCUUUACAUCGUCUGAUGCACAUGAACAGCAGCCUUUCGCUCAAGAAACCUGCUUCGAAUGGGACCAUCAAAGAAGCGAUCGGAAAGUCAGUAGGUAGGGCUUUCAUUUUGAUCCUUUUAUGGUGCAAACGGCUGACUGUGAGUAGUGCGUUCAAGCACGCAGCUCCGUCUCGUGUGACAGGUGACGCUCAAGGAGCUGAUAAAGUGUUUUCUCUUGAUGUCACCCUUCGCUCUGUGCUCUUAAGCAAACGAUCGGCGAAGAUGCGAUGCUUGAUGGUUGGCAGCAGCCUCAUCGCCUUGCUGGUGGAUAAUGCUGCUGCCCUCAACAUCGUUCUACCCGGAGGAACAGGGUCUAUCGGUAGUAGGCUCUCGGCAAAGCUGAUGGAUCACACGGUUACGAUUCUAACACGGAAUGCAUUUUUGGCAGCCGCUCCCAAUCGAGUGACAGAACAGUUUGGGUGGGUCGGAUCCAGCUUCUUACGGAAAAAUCCGCAUGUUAAUCUGCGCGACUGGGACGGUGGCGACCUGCUCGAUAUUGUCGGCCAAGACUGGAUUGGAUGGCAGGAAGAAGCAUUAUUAGAUGCAGAUGUGGUCGUACACUUUGUGGGAGGGUUCACGGAACAACGUACAAUGGCUUGUGAAAGACUGGUACGAGAAUCGAUGAGAGUGAACAAAGACGCUUUGCAGAUUACAGUCAAUCCUCUAGACGAAGAGAUUGGCGUUAUUUCCGUCGGCGCUGUAACGCAGAAAAAAGAACGCAUCCGUGCCUGCGAAGAAAUGGUCAAAAUGAAUUGUGUUCACUCAAUGUGCUUACGCAUCGAGUGCUAUCGCGAAGAUGAAGGAUGUGAAAAGAUUAAAUCUACUAUUGUCGACUGGGCGAAACGUCAGGGGAACAAGUAAUUCUUGUAUUCGUGAUCUUACACUUAGAUUGACCAAUUUAUUUUCCAAUUACUGGAAAAUUUCGGGCUAAUACUUGUGACCGUGCGUUGAGGGCUGCCGAACACUGCAUUGACUGUGGAUCAGAAUAGUAAACGAGGUCAAAUCCAUCAAACAUCAAUUCUUUGC
This is a messenger RNA of Phaeodactylum tricornutum CCAP 1055/1, 2527 nucleotides long. RefSeq lists its product with no specific name. Lineage: Eukaryota; Bacillariophyta; Bacillariophyceae; Surirellales; Neidiaceae. The transcript has 5 exons. The coding region runs from base 80 to 2362 and encodes 760 amino acids. The record is from RefSeq and is a predicted model, not a curated record.